Molecule: messenger RNA, 3712 nt
Organism: Astyanax mexicanus (Mexican tetra)
Lineage: Eukaryota; Metazoa; Chordata; Actinopteri; Characiformes; Acestrorhamphidae
Product: golgin subfamily A member 6-like protein 22
Exons: 4
Coding region: 173-3628 (1151 amino acids)
Source: RefSeq, a predicted model, not a curated record
UCAGGAGGAGGAGCUCAGUCGCGUUUAGAGAGCAGAGGAGAGAUCGUGGUUUCUUGAGUUUCUUGAGCAGUAGCUUUUUAUCAGAACCGAGUUUUUUGAGUUAUCUAGAACCUUUUAACAAACUUUACAUCCGGUUCCUUUAAAAGAAGUGCGUUCAAAAGCAGACCGGAGCAUGGACGGCAUACUCUCCCGACUGAGGUUCUUCUCCUCCAGGAGCGAGAGCAGAAACCUGGAGAGAUGGAGGCGAGAGGAGAGGUGGAGAGAGGAGGAGAAACUCCAGCAGAUCCACAGAGAGAUCAAAGAGGCGGAGAGGAGGAUGAAGAAGAUGCAGAGGAAGAUAGACGAGAAGAAGAAGGAGGAGAAUAGGAUGAACCUUCAGGUAAAGAAGAGAAGGAGAAAACAGGAGGCGGAGCCACUCAAAAAGAGGCGGGGCAUGCCGAUGGAGGAGGAGGAGCUUCACCUGAAGGAGCAGAGAGAGGGGGAGGAGCUUCUUCAGCUCAGGAAGCUAAUGGAGGAGCUUCACCUGAGGGAGCAGAGAGAGAAGGAGGAGCUUCUUCGGCUCAGAAAGCUGAUGGAGGAGGAGCUUCACCUGAAGGAGCAGAGAAAGAGGGAGGAGCUUCAACUGAAGAACCAGAGAAAGAGGGAGGAGCUUUGGCUGGGCUCUAAAAAGGGGGUUCAGGUCCAGCAGAAAUACGUAAGAGACCCUGAGGAGAAGCUGGCAGUGCCCGGUACCCCCUCCACCCGCCUGGCAGAACCCAACGAGCAGCAGAACCAGGCGUUCGACCGAGUGAAAGCCGCCUACCGCGCCUACAUGGAGGCUCUGACACCAGAACCGCUGGAGAACACCAGGAGAACCCUGGACUCCAUCGAGCUGAAGCUGAAGGAGAUCCAGAUCCAGAUCUCUGGGGGACUUGUCCCCGAUCUUGGACCUGUCCCUGUCCCUGGACCUGUCUCUGUCCCUGGACCCGUUGAGCUGACGGUGAGGAAAGAACAGAUCCAGAACACUAAGGAAAGAAAAGAGAAGAGAAAGGCUGUGAGCGCUCGGCCAGAGAAAGAGAAAGAGAGGGAUGAUCUGAGGAGAGAGAUAGAGGAUCUCUGGACCAGAGCGACACACGAGAAAGAAGAAACAAGGGAUAAAUUAGAAGAAGAGAAAGAGAAGGCGAAGCUCGAAGAGCUAGAGGACUCGUUCCACAAGAUGGAACGAGAGAUGGAGAGACUGAGAAAAGAAAUGAAAGAGAAAGAGACGUCUCUACAAGAAGAGCUGGAGAGAAAGAGAGAGCGCGAAAGAGAAGAGACGGAGAGAAAGAGAGAGCGCGAAAGAGAAGAGACGGAGAGAAAGAGAGAGCGCGAAAGAGAAGACAUGGAGAGAAAGAGAGAGCUCGAAAGAGAAGAGAUGGAGAGAAAGAUAGCGGAGAGAGAGAGACAGCUGCAGGAGGAGCUGCAGAAGCGCCGGAGAGAGAUAGAGAUGGAGAGAGAGAGACAGAAAGAGGUGGAGAGAGAGAGACAGGAAAGACAGAGGCAGGCGGAGGAGAGACUAAGAGAGAUGGAGAGAAUGAUGAAAGAGGAGGAGGAAAAGAUCCUAAAAAUAGAGGAGGAGCAAUGGAAGGAGCGGCGCUUGGAGAUGGAGAGAAGGAAGGAGGAAGAAUUGCGAGCGGCGGAGGAGAGGCUCCAGGAGAUGGAGAGAUGGAUGAAAGAGGAGAUGGAGAGAGAGGAGGAGAAACUGAGAGAAAAGGAAAAACAGAUGGAGGAAAUGAUGAAGAGUGAGCAGCAGGAGAAAGAAAGGAGAGAACGAGAGAGGGUGGAGAAACUGGAGCGAGAGAUGGAGGAGAGGAGAAAAGAGAUGGAGCGAGAGAUGAUGAAAAAGAUGGAGGAGGAGGAGAGAUUGGAGCGAGAGAUGGAGGAGAGGAGAAAAGAGAUGGAGCGAGAGAUGAUGAAAAAGAUGGAGGAGGAGGAGAGAUUGGAGCGAGAGAUGGAGGAGAGGAGAAAAGAGAUGGAGCGAGAGAUAAAAAAGAUGGAUGAGGAGGAGGAAUUGAAACGAGAGAUGGAGAAAACAGAAAGGAGAAAAGAGAUGGAGCGAGAGAGGAUGAUGAAAAAGAUGGAGGAGAGGAGAAAAGAGAUGGAACGAGAGAUGAUGAAAAAGAUGGAGGAGGAGGAGAGAUUGGAGCGAGAGAUGGAGGAGAGGAGAAAAGAGAUGGAGCGAGAGAUAAAAAAGAUGGAUGAGGAGGAGGAAUUGAAACGAGAGAUGGAGAAAACAGAAAGGAGAAAAGAGAUGGAGCGAGAGAGGAUGAUGAAAAAGAUGGAGGAGGAGGAGAGAUUGGAGCGAGAGAUGGAGGAGAGGAGAAAAGAGACGGAGCGAGAGAUGAAAAAGAUGGAGGAGGAGGAAUUGAAACGAGAGAUGGAGAAAAGAGAGAGGAGAAAAGAGAUGGAGCGAGAGAGGAUGAUGAAAAAGAUGGAGGAGGAAGAGGAGGAGAAACUGAGGCGAGAGAUGGAGGCGAGGAGAAAAGAGAUGGAGAGAAGGAUGGAGGAAACCAUUAAGAUGGAGGAGAUGAAGGCGACAGUAGAAAGAGAAGAAGAAGAAGAUGCUGAUGAAGAAAUGGAGGUACAGACAGAGGAGAAAGAGGAGUCUGAGCAGAAGGAAAUUGAUGGAGUGAUGGAUGUGGUGGAGGAGGUGAAGAAAGAGAGGAUGGAGAGAGAGAAGGAGGUGGAGAAUCUCCAGGAAGCGAGGGUGGAGCACAUGAUGAAAGAGAAGCAGAGGAAGAAGGAGCGAAUGAGGAAGAUGUUUGCUCCGGAUGGACUCAUCUUCCGCCCGCAGAACGAUGGCGGUCGCUGUGGCGCCCGAAAGAAGCGGGAGAACCUCCUAAAGACCUCGUCAUCCACCGACGAAGAGGAGGAGAAGAAGGAUGAGGAGAAGAAAGAGGUACAGCAGCAGGAGCCUGAGAAACCUCCACCUUCCUACUGGCCCGUUUCCACCAACGGAAAACCGGUGGUCAUCACGGUCCAGCCCCUUCACCCUGUUCCUGAAGAGGACAUCAGCUCCACCUUGGAGGAGCCUGUUCUCCUAGAACAACCAGAAGAACCACCCGAAGAAUCACCUAGGCAACCGUCUCUAAGCGGAUCAGGGCUACCAUCGUCCCAACCCAGCGAUCUGGAACCUGCUCCUUCUGAUGCUGGAGAUGAUCCUUACCUGACGAAGGAGAGGAAAGGUGUGGUGAACUGGCUCAACAAGAAGCUCCAGGAUCGCCACGAGCGACUGAUGGAGAAAAGCAUCAAAAAGGAGAAGAAGUACGGCCACAGACUUCGCCUACACCCAACUCCCACUGAUAACAGGUUCCUCCCCGUCUCCGAGAUCGAGCAGAUGAAGAGGGAGGAGAUGCAGAAGAGCGAGAGGAGGAGGCAGGCCCUGGUGAAUAAGUGGAACAUGUGGGAGGAUAAAAGAAAGGAGAGGAAAGCAGAGAAGAAAGAAAAGAAGGAGGAGAAGAAGAAGCUGAAGGAGGAGGAGAGGAGGAGUCCUGAGAAUAUAGAGAAAAGGAGGAAGGCGAUGGAGGCCACGGGGAAUAUGUGUCCUGAGGUAGACCUGAGGCCGGACUCUGAGAGGGGGGUGGAUUCAGACCAGAAGCAAGACCAGUGACCUCAGCAUCUUCUCAAAGAACACAAGAUCAUCUCUAUUUCUGUAAAUACUCGUAUAUUGUAAAUAAAAUCUGACAAAAAUCAA